Sander lucioperca (pikeperch) is the source of this 1978-nucleotide messenger RNA. Its product is annotated as claudin-34-like. Gene Ontology annotation, biological process: cell adhesion; bicellular tight junction assembly. The record is from RefSeq and is a predicted model, not a curated record. Gene Ontology annotation, cellular component: plasma membrane; bicellular tight junction. Gene Ontology annotation, molecular function: structural molecule activity. The transcript has a single exon. Bases 27 to 806 code for a protein of 259 amino acids. Lineage: Eukaryota; Metazoa; Chordata; Actinopteri; Perciformes; Percidae.
GGGCGCUCUGUAGUGGCUCCACUGCUAUGAACUACCUGGCCCACACCGCCCACGCCCAGCUCGGUGCCCUCUGGCUGGGUUGCGUUGGCUGGACGCUCACCGCCAUGGCUCUCGGACUCAUCCAGUGGAGGGUUUGGCAAGUGUCUGACAGGGAGGUCAUCAGCUCCGGAGUGGCCUGGGUGGGCAUCUGGCGGGCCUGCUUCCACAGCCACACCCUGGUGACCCCUGGCUUCAGGGUCAUGCACUGCAGGUACAUCAGCCUGGCCGAGGCCUUCACGCCUCCGGAGAUCGUGGCAGCUCAGGUUCUCAUGCUCCUGUCUCUGCUCGUGGGGCUGUGUGGCAACGCUGGCGGUGUUUAUGCCUUGAGGAACAUCUACUUUGGGACGGAGAGGAACUCCCCAAUCCGCUUGGCGUUCUUCACCACCGGCGUGCUGUGCCUGUUGGCCUCCGUGAUGUCACUCAUACCUCUCCUGUGGAACCUGAUCUCCGUGGUGACAAAUCAGACGAUAAAGUUCCCCCCUGAGUUUAACAUGCCCCAGGCUCCUGAUUCUCAACAUGUGGGGUGCGGCAUCAGGGUCGGGAUAGUGGGGACAGUCCUCAUGAUUGUCUCUGGGAUUAUUUUCUGUACGUACAGGUUACCCGUGAGGUCACAGCACCUGGGCGGGUCAUUAACUGCUCCAUCAGUGACUGACAGCAGGGGGGCUGCGGUGAAAGAUAAUCCAGCGUUUGAGUCUCACGAACACUCUCGUGAACUCACAGAGGAAAAUAAUACGAAUGACAACUUUCAUGUUUCAUUUGCAAAUUAAAGAAAGAAAAGUUGAAGAAGGUACUUUGUAAAUAAACUUCUGGUUAGUGAUCUGUUUUGCAGGAUUGAUUUGUUCAGUCACUGGUUGUUUACAGUCACUCAUCUAAUUUUAUUCUCUGGGGGAGGAUGAAUUGAAUGACUCAUCUCUUGAAGCAAACACACUUGAUGCCAAUGCCUUAGUGCCUCAGACUGCCUAAGUAAGUUUUGACGACAUUAAAAUGUCUAUGUUGCUCACUAUUUAUUGUUUUUAUGUACAGUGUGAUGUGAAAAAGAUAAUCUGAUAUUAAUGUACUGACUCACUCGUAAAGGAAUAAUGUGUUGGCCAUAAAAGAUCCAUAGAGAAAUAUAAGCAACGUUCUUACAAUAAUAUAAUUUACUCUUCCUCGCAUGUUUUCAAAUAUUCAACUUAACGCUGCAGUGUUGUUAUGAGUGAUGCACGACAUGCACAAUCAAAAACCUAAAAAUGUUUUAUGGCUAUUUGCUUCUACCUUUGUAAGUAACCUGAUAAUAUAGAUAAUAGUAAUAUGCAAAUAGGAUACCAGCUGUUUUAACCGAUGAGAGAAAGAUGUUGAAAUCAAAUGUAACAUAUCCGUUAAGGAUACUUAAACUGGUCACAUUUGCUAAACUUAAUUUUUUGGAUAUAUGAUGACGUGCAAAUUAACUGGUUAUAUUACUUAUUUAACAAAGUAAAAGGGCAGGUUGCAUACAAGAAUCUGUUUUUAUUUAACUAAGAGUUGCAUUUUGAGGGGUUAAAGGGGUUUUAAAUGGACUGUCUGUCACCACCCCCCUUCCCAAGGUUAUAUAACUCCGCCCCUCAGGCCUGGGAUUCUCUUUUCCCUCCAAAACACACCAGGCAGAACAAAGAGAGGACUCAUGUGAGUUUGAUUGGACUUUUUUUUACCUGUGUAUUACUUCUAUUUGGGUCACAUUGAAUGUUCUGUCUGAAAGUUUAAUAGUUUUGUUUAUGCUAAAUUCCAGAGUUCGAUCCUGUUAAUUAAAGAGGAAAUGAAGUGCAGAUUAAACCAAAUUUGAAUAUGCUGUUCAGAUCUGUGACAUUGUUCUUUAAAUAUUCUUUUUGUUUAGGCAAAAUCAUCCACCAUCCACUGUCCACCAACCAUCAGCAAAGUGUAAACCAUUUCCCUGCAUUGACGACAAUAAAAUGUUGAAAGGGCA